CUUCCCCAUCAUCACUCAAGCGCCGACUGAGCGCCUCAGAAUUCGAAUUCCGACCGCAGGAGGCCACGAUAACCCCUCGAGCUGUUGCUGAGCAACAUUACUGACCAUGAGUGGGCUCGAAGUCACCGAGACCGAUGCCAACGAUGCGCGGAGGGCCCUGGACGACGAGAUCGCAGUCCAUGAACGCGCGAUCCGCACCCUAAAGUCCCGACGAAACACUCUAGCACCCAUCGCACAACUGCCGCCAGAAGUCCUCUGCAGCAUCUUCAUCUUCAUCUCCCGCCAGGGUCAAACCGAUUAUAACAAUGGAAUGAGCCUGGACUGGACGAAGGUCUCUCAUGUCUGUCGAUAUUGGCGCGAAUGCGCACUGGACUGCCCGCGCCUCUGGAGCGCGCCCAGCUUUCAGCCCAGCCAGAAGUGGGGUCUGGAGAUGCUCCAGCGAUCCAAGAUGGCCCCGUUGUCAAUACGGACGGACACUUCCUACAUGACGCCCAAAGCCGUCGAUGCCGUACACACAGCACUCCAGCAGAUCCACCGCAUCAGUGAGCUGCACAUAACGGCCGUGCCGUCCACCCUGCAGCGCCUGUGCGCGCCCCUCAACCGGGCGGCGCCGCUGCUCGAGUCCCUCCUCAUCCACGCGAACCCGCGCUCCAGCUACUACGUGACGGAUGAAGGCUUUCCGCUGGCGGACGACUUCCUCGCAGGCGAGACACCGCGGCUGAGGCGGCUUGAGCUCAUCCGGACGCGCAUCAACUGGAAGUCGGGCAUCUUGUGCGACCUCACGUCGCUCAAGAUUAUCAAGAUCCCACACGCGAGCCGCCCGACUAUCACACAGAUGCUGGACAUCCUUGCCAAGAUGCCCAACCUGCGCAUGCUCUGGCUGGAAGACUUCUUGCACAAUGUCGAUCUUGAUCCCGACUCGUCCUUCUUCAACAGCUCGGAGUCGCAAACAGACACCGCCAUGCCAGGAGCCAUCGCCCUCCCGAAGUUGCGUGCGUUGCAUCUGCAUGCGAGUACUUUGCAAUGUGCCGCUUUCCUCAGCGCGCUCAAGAUGCCGGUCUCGGUCGCGUUCGAUCUCGUCGUUCGUGGCGGGACGAAGACCGGGCGCGACUUUUCCCCAAUCUUCCCCCUCUUCAAGCGUCUUGGUGCAGAUAGCAAGCGCACGAUCCGGAGCCUCAUCGUCGAGCGGUGCUCGGUGCACUCCGUCAUGCUGCGCGCGCACCAGAACGCGAAUAACACUGCGGGGCACCCUUUAUUCAAGCUCGAGCUCUCGUGGCAGCAGUUCACGCCAAGCACGGGUGCGAUCGUCAUGCACGAUGUGCUGCGCGCCCUGCCUCUACGUGAUCUUCGAUCGGUGCAGGUCCGCCGGGUCGAGCUGGUAGACUCGGAUCGAUGGGUCGGCGCGCUCUCGAACUCGCCCAAACUACGAAGCAUCAAGGUCGUCGGCGACAACCACAGCACACGCGAGCUCAUCACCGCCCUUGGCCAGGUGCGCGCCAGCGAGCCGCGCAAAGUCUGGAUUCCCUCCCUCCGUUCGCUCUCCAUCGAAGAGUUCUCCUUCCGCGGCGACUGUGACAUCAUAGACGAGGAGUACCACGAGCCGGAGGACGAGGACGCGAUGCUCGAACAGCUGCUCGACUGCCUCAUGUGGCGCCAGGAGUGCCGCGCGCCGGUUACGGAGCUGCGGCUGCAGGAGUGCCGGUACAUCGACGACGACGCCAUCGCGCGGCUCGAGGAGGUCGUCGUGGAGGUCGACUGGGAUGGGCUGGUGCAGGGGUAUAGCGACGAUGAGGACGAGGACGAGGGGUACAGUGACUAUGAGUAUGGGUACUUCGGCUACCCGGGCGACUCGGACUAUGAGGACGACCUGUAUGCGGGGUAUCUGCCGCCUUACUGAUCAGAUAAAUUCGACGAGUACCUACUGACUGCUUUCUUGGGAGUGAGUGAUCCUUCUAAGGCGGAUGCCUGUGUGAAUGCUGACUGUGUUCUCUCACAGCUUUCUAUGUUAUUGAUGCAAGUAAUCCCUGUGUACAACCUACGAGCCUGGUUAUGUAUCAUAUCCGAUUCGCCGUGGUCUUCCACCGACCUAUAUGCCCGCCUUUCUCGGGGGCGGCUGAGCGUGCAGUCGUCGGUCCGAC
Schizophyllum commune H4-8 is the source of this 2138-nucleotide messenger RNA. RefSeq lists its product as uncharacterized. Bases 107 to 1897 code for a protein of 596 amino acids. Gene Ontology annotation, molecular function: protein binding. The transcript is spliced from 3 exons. The record is from RefSeq and is a predicted model, not a curated record. NCBI's taxonomy places the organism in Eukaryota, Fungi, Basidiomycota, Agaricomycetes, Agaricales, Schizophyllaceae.